GCAUCUUUACCACCCCCCCAAUACGAAAAUGCGACCUCCCGCACUGAGAACAUUCAGGCAGCUCCAGCUGAGGCAGCCCAACUCUUUCCUCCGGCCUUUACACUCCACGCCUCUCCUCCUCGCCGCCGAGAACAACGACAAGAAAUCAAAAACAAAAUUCGUCACAGACCGCCCAGUCAAGGUCGAUCGCUCCCCUGCCUUCCCUCCCCCGGCCAACCCGUUCGCCCCCAAGCCAGAGCCCGUACAUUACAGCGACCUCACACUCGGCAUCUUGUGGAAGAUCAACAAGCUUCUCGGGUACAAUGGCAGGAGACGCACCACCGCGAGGGAAAGUGGAAGGAUGCUGACCGGUAUCAUCGAGGCUGUCAAGCAGGACAAGGUCUUUUGGUAUGACGAGUGCGAUCUCCCGAGGACAUUCCACACCUUCUUUUCCGUCCACCUCGUUUACCUCCUUAUUACCCUCAUCCGGCUCCGCGCUCUUCCCAACCAGAUCCCCAACCCUCUUUCGCCCAUCCCCCAAUCUGCUCUCCCCGGCCAACCGGGCACCACGACGCCUAUCCAACCGCCUUCGCUUAAAGAUAAGUUUGAAGACCUCGUCUCUCCCGCUCACGAGUACAAGUAUCGACAGACGUUGCUCACCCAUUUCUUCAACGUUGUCGAGAAUGAGAUCCGACUGAUGCUCGGUGUAGAAAUCACGAGAGACAGUGCGGUCCAGACGAGGAUGAAGGAUUAUGCGAAUUGGUGGAGGGAAGCGCAGCUCGGGAUGGAUUAUGCGAUCGGCUUGACGGCGAGUGAGGAUCCUCGGGAGAGGGCGGUUGCCGAUGCCGAGCUGGCAAGCUGGGUAUGGAGAUUAAUCUUUGGUCGACGGGGCGAGGGCGUCAACGGCCAAGGCGAGUUGGUCUACCCCGAGGGUGAGGCAAUGAAGGAGGGGAAAGAGUUGGAGAUGGCAGAGCAGGUUGAAGCGAUCGUGAGGUUUAUCAGGAGAGAAAUGGCCAGGCUGGACAAGAUUAGCGAUCGGGAUGUGAUUGCGGGUAAUGUGGGCAUGUUUGGCAAGGUCAGGGAGUGAAAAGAGACGUAUGGAAAAUG
Molecule: messenger RNA, 1086 nt
Organism: Cryptococcus deneoformans JEC21
Lineage: Eukaryota; Fungi; Basidiomycota; Tremellomycetes; Tremellales; Cryptococcaceae
Exons: 2
Coding region: 29-1066 (345 amino acids)
Biological process (GO): mitochondrial respiratory chain complex III assembly
Cellular component (GO): mitochondrion
Source: RefSeq, a predicted model, not a curated record